Messenger RNA from Ascochyta rabiei, 432 nucleotides. RefSeq lists its product as uncharacterized. The record is from RefSeq and is a predicted model, not a curated record. NCBI's taxonomy places the organism in Eukaryota, Fungi, Ascomycota, Dothideomycetes, Pleosporales, Didymellaceae. The transcript has a single exon. The coding region runs from base 1 to 432 and encodes 143 amino acids.
AUGCAUACAUUGCAAACACCAAUACUAACAACGCUACAGCCACGAAAACAAACAGACAAAAUGGUUUCUUCGCAGCAAGGUUAUGCCCCCACCACCACCGACAUGAAGGCCAACCCUUCUACCGUCGAUAAGGUCAAGUCAAACUUGCCUCUCCCCGAGGAGCCUCCCGUGGCCUCCGACUUCAACAGCUCUGAUGCGCGCACCGUCAAUGUUGGCUCUGGCGGCCAGGCCGCCGACAUCUCUGCAUCCGGCCAGGGUAGCUCGACCCUCCGUGAGCCCGCCACCACCGACUCCGUUGGUGCUGCCGGCCGUGAGGGCAAGGAUGGCUUGGGCGGCAUCCCUAACGAUGCUGUUAGUCGUGACCAGAAGGACCACCCUGGCCUGGCCAACACUACCGGAAAGGACAAAGGUACCCCUUCAUCCGCUAAAUAG